This is a messenger RNA of Mycena indigotica, 405 nucleotides long. RefSeq lists its product as uncharacterized. The record is from RefSeq and is a predicted model, not a curated record. The transcript is spliced from 2 exons. NCBI's taxonomy places the organism in Eukaryota, Fungi, Basidiomycota, Agaricomycetes, Agaricales, Mycenaceae. Gene Ontology annotation, molecular function: nucleic acid binding. Bases 1 to 405 code for a protein of 134 amino acids.
AUGCUCUCGGAUCUGGCUGCUACUCAAACGCGUCAGACAACUUCUCGUUCACUUGAACCUGACUUUGCAACAGUUCUUUGCAUUAAACCAGUCAAAGAAUCUUACAACAAUCCCGUCACAGUUGCACUUGCCAACCUCUCCCCUCAUGUUGCGCCAGCUCAACAGUCACAAUCUUCUCCGGUAUUUGCACCACAUCUACCUGAACCAGUCGAAAAGGCGCCGAAUGUAUAUAUCAACGGAUUCCCUCCCGACUUUCCCGAAGACCAGUUGAUCCAGCUGGCAGUUCCAUUCGGCACAGUGCAGAGCGUCCGGAGCUUUACGCGCCAUGUCGGGAGCACAGUAACCGGCUAUGUAUUUGUCCUUUCGACACUAUUGCAUCUGCAGAGUGCUGUAUCAACUGAUUAA